AUGACGCCGACACCAGAAAAGGCAUUGAAAGCAGCGCUUGAGCCAAAGUAUAUGCACCCGAGGAUAAUUUGGGUGACCAUCCCCAAAGCCAUCGCGUUAAGAGGAACGCCAAAACGCUGGUCGACUUUCUUCCACCACCCAGAUCCAGGGAUGGCACUAUCUCGCGCAAAGGCCCAGGUGCACCUAGAAGUGGCUGUAACACAGCAGAUGCCGCAGGUUAAACCAAGAACCAACGGCGGAAUUAGAAGGCAAAUGCGCCUGCAGAGUUUCCCGUGA
Molecule: messenger RNA, 276 nt
Organism: Penicillium soppii
Lineage: Eukaryota; Fungi; Ascomycota; Eurotiomycetes; Eurotiales; Aspergillaceae
Exons: 1
Coding region: 1-276 (91 amino acids)
Source: RefSeq, a predicted model, not a curated record